UCGGGGCCUCCCCGGGCGGGUCGGGCCGGGCUGGGCCGGGCCUGGCGCUCCCCGGGCGCUCCCGGGGGCCGGAGAGGGCAGUCUCCGAGCCGGGCAGGGCCGUCCUGCCAUCGCGGGCAGCGCUGUGGAUGGAAGAGUUCAAGGUUUCUGGUUUACGUAACAGCAGAGGCUGAAUAGGCAUGAAGGAGACUAUAGUGGGAAUGAGAAGUGUCAAAAGAGAAGAAAUGAGUCCUACAAAUGAUGAUACAGUGUUUGGGACCAUUUUUGACUGGGACUAUCUCUUAUGGGAAGUUCGUUUGACAAUUAUAGCUGCUGGUUUUUUAAUCUACUUGGGAGUAUUUCUUCUGUCUCACUGGUUGUCUUCAUGGACAAGUACCACUUACCGUGCCUUGUAUGCAAAGGAGAAGGUGUUUUGGAAUAUGGCAGUCACACGUGGUGUGUUUGGACUUCAGAGCUGUGUUGCUGGGUUAUGGGCUUUGCUCAUAGAUCCCGUUUUUCAUGCUGACAAAGUGUAUUCACAGCAAAAGUGGAGUUGGUUUAACUGUUUAAUAGCUGCUGGAUUUUUUUUGCUUGAAAAUGUAGCAGUCCAUGUGUCCAACGUUGUUUUUAGAACAUUUGAUGUGUUCUUGGUAGUUCAUCAUUUGCUUGCUUUUGGUGGCUUGGCUGGUCUGGUAAUUAAUGUGAAAUCUGGACAUUAUCUGCCUUUGAUGGGAAUGUUGCUGGAGAUGAGUACUCCCGCAACGUGUAUCUCCUGGAUGCUUCUGAAGGCUGGCUGUGCUAACACCUUUUUCUGGAAGGCAAACCAGUGGGUGAUGAUCCACCUGUUUCACUGCCGCAUGAUUCUUACUUACCACAUGUGGUGGGUGUGUAUUUUCAAUUGGAAUUCUGUGGUAGAAAACCUGGGACUUCUUCACUUCAUUGUUUUAUUCUCGGGAUUAUUUGCUGUUACAAUAAUACUUAACCCAUAUUGGACAUACAAAAAAACUCAGCAACUCCUCAGCCCAACGGACUGGAACUUUGAAAAUAAAGCAAUGGAAAAUGGAAAAUUAAAUGGUGAAACACAACAAAAGAAGAGGAUAUAACACUGAAGCAGCAGUUUCCUAGUGGGGUAACACAAAAGUACAAUGCGAUGUAAUUCCUUGCAUGUGAACUAGAAACUUUUUCAAGAAGCUCAUUGACACAGUGAUUCGUUGCUGGUAGCAUUCUGUAUGCAUCAGAAAUGUUGAAAAGCAUUGUUUGUGUUUCAUACGUGCAUACACAUUAGAACUUCACCCUGUUAGUUAUGAAUUACGCCAACAAUUUUGUCAAAUUGGGCAGUAUUUCAUAAUUUAGUAGUGACAUGCUCCCUAAUGGCAGCCUUUGUCCUGAUGCUUCAAAGUGACUUCACAGUUGUCUAUUAAGCUCAGCUUGAAUCAAGUUUAGCUUGAACUUUAUUUCACAUGUGGCAGAGAUGCUGAUACUGGAAAUUAUGUUGUUUAUUAAGAUCAAUUAUGACCCAAGUUAGGUAUGCAUAGAUACCUAAUUCCUGUGUGCCAGUGAAUCAUUCCAAGUGGCUGAGCUGGUCAGGGGAAGAAUGCAGUCAUAGCUUAGGUUUCAGUUUUGUUGUUCGUUGGUUUGUGGGUUUUUGUUUGGUUGGGGUUUUUUUGUUUGUUUUUUUGUUUGUUUUUGUUUUAUUUUAUUUUAUUUUUUUUAUUUCAAGUUCACUUGAGGAACAGGAAGAUAAUUGUUUGAGUGUUCACUGUCAAAGUGAGUUGUAAUUCCAGGUUGCCCUCAGUAUAGGAGGAGUUUGUAUCCACCAAAACCAUGCAUGUGGGGAUGCACACAUUUGUUGUAUGUGUAGACUAGCUAGAUAAUCAUAGUAAUCCCUUCUGGAAUUGAAAUCAAUGAAAUACAAUUGGCAACAACAGGAUGUGACUCUGCUUCGUCCUUCAAGACUGCUGCUUGAUUAGUAAAAUUAUUUUAUUUGUAGACCCCACUAGUUCCAUUAAUGCUGCUGUUUUGGUUCCUCUUAUUUUUGGAAAUGCACUUAGUUUUAGAGGAUUUUAGAAUCUGAGAUGGCUCCUCUGUGGAGGAAAGCCCGGGUCACCUCCUGUAGAGUUCAGUUGUUUUUUUAGUGUUCUGAUUUACCUUUGAAGAGCAUACAAAAUGACACUAACAAUCUUUUGUACUUUAUCUGUCACAUCACAAAAAGCUGUCCUUGACUUGAGUAAUUGGGUUCCUUUUUAGAUAGGGACUAAUGGCAAUGGAUGUUCUCCCACUUAAAAUAUUGGUCUGAUGAUUCCUGGGUUAAAUGUUGGGAAGUGGAUUAAGGGAUAAAGAUCAUGAUAGAAGAGAGUGACGCCUAGUGGCAGGAGAAUGACAAAGAUACUACUUUUGGUGCACAGAACUAGUAAGAUAAAAAGCCUCUUAAUUGGAACUGUGUGUGAUACGACUGCUACACAGAUUUAUUUUGCAAGGCAUAAGACUGGGCAAGUGCAAGCUGUGAAGAAUUUUAGGUCAAGCCAUGGGUUAGAGACUUAGUGUACUGAUCUGUGGUGGAGCAUAUUGUUUUAAAAGUGUAAGGAAAGCACUCUUUGAUGUAAACAGUCCCAUUUUAUUAAGUUUUAGUGGCAGUGUCUUUGAUUUUGUUCUAAGUGAAAGGAGGAAACUAGUGGUCAGGUUGUUGUGUUCCCUGAUUCACUCUGUGUGAGCACAGAAUUGAAUUGCUGCUCUAUGAGGGAGAGGAAACAUGUUUCUGUUAGGUCACAAAUGUAUGGCCAGAUCCUGUUGAUAAUGAUGAAGUGGUGAAUAUCUGAAACUGCCCAUUCAAAACUAUGCUGAGAGGGUGACCCUCAGUAGAGAGGGCCAGUUGUUUUAUACAGCAACUCUGUCUGUUAUUCUGCUUAUACUCAACAGAGAACUUGGAGCUGUCUUCUUACUCCUAAACUGGGCAAAAUGAGGUUGUCAAAACACUGCAAUGUCACCUGUCUGGGCACCAUUCUAUAGUAAAAAGAGUUCUCUAAAGCUUGAAAUGAUAUGCCUCUCCUGAGGAUUUGUGUGGGGGAGAGUACUGUUAAAAGUACUUUGGAAGAAAGGAGAGAGAUGAAUUCCUUGGAAAUGGAACUGAAAAAUGUGAUCUGAAUGCAUAUGUAGCAGAAACCAAACCUCACUUCCAGGAGUUCCAGGGAGAAAGGUAGAGGGUAAGUCACCAGUGACCAGAUAUGGAAAUGACGGUGUCCUCUAUGAAGCUUAACAUUUGAAGGUUUGGAUUCAAUAAAACAAGGUAAUAAUUGUAAAAGUCCCAACUACAGGAUUCUGAAGAAUCCUAACAGAAAAUGGAAGCAUCAGAAGUAGUUUGGGCCAGGUGUGUAAUUCUUAUAGUGGCUAGCUAAAGGAGGGGAAGUUCUAUGUGCUAAAAUAAAAAAAUAUGGAGAGUGGGAGUUAGUAGUGAAUUUGUGACUGAAAAAAGGAGACAGAUGGAAAUUUAUGCCAUGGUACCUGAUGUCUAAAGUUUAAUAUUUUGUAUUAUUAAUUUGUUUAAUUUUAUUAAGUGGCUUUUACAUAUUUCAUUAAAAUUAUGUUUUUAUCAUCAUAAUGCAGUCUUUUUAGUUUGCAUCUUAGUGUGAGUUUUUUCAUGCAAAGAGUGUUAUGGAAUAUCUUAAAUCUUUUGCAUGUCUUAACUGUAUAAUGAAUAAUACCUUGGAACACCUGUUAACCUAAACACUGGUAGACCUUCUAGAACAAGAAAGCUAUGCACUAAAAGAAGUAACAGCACUCAUUUGUGUUGGUUUGGUGGGAUUUUACAGGCCAGCUAGAAAUACAACAUGACAAAAAUAGACAACCUUUCUUCUUCAUCUUGAUGUCUUAGAGUUGGAGUUACCAGUUGUGUUACACAGAGCCUCUUUUUUUAUACUACAAUAUAAAAAGACCUUUUACAAAGGCAUGUAGGGAUUGGACAAGGGUGAGGGCUUUAAACUGAAAGAGGGAAGAUUUAGAUUAGAUAUUAAUAUGAAAUUCCUCAUUAUGAGGGUGGUGAGGCACUGGAACAGUUUGUCCAGAGAAGCUGUGGAUGCUCUGUCCCUGGAGGUGUGUUCAAGGCCAGGUUGGAUGGGGCUUUGAGCAACCUAGUCUAGUGGGUGUUAUCUGCCCAUGGCAAAGGAGUUGAAACUAGAUGAUCUUGAAGGUGCCUUUCACCUCAAAUAAUUUUGUGAUUCUUCACUGCCUUUUGGCUGCUUCCUUCAGGAGGAUUUUCUGGUUUAUUAUUGUGAAUGACUGUCUUAUUGCUCUGAAACAAGCCUGAAAAAGUUCUCAAACUGAGGGUUUUGGUGUCUAAUUACUCUUACAACUAAGUACUGCUUUUCAACCCAAGGGUAGACUAGCCAUAGCUUGCUUGUAAAUUUUGUUGAUGUGAAACUAAUCCCAGUCCCCUUGGGCCUCUUACAUGGCCUCAUCCACAAUCCCAUGUAGAAAAAUUCACAGUCAGCUUUAGUAGUGGCUGGAUCAGGUCACAAGGUUUGCUGCUGUGGAUUUGGAAAACUCUUGCAUAAUAUGAUUUUGGAUGAAUUUUUUGUUUGCCAAGGUGACUGUUGGGGACUUGGUUCUGCUUUCUUGUUGAACAAGCUUAUUUGAAGGAGUGCUGUUUGGAGCUUUUUUUUCUAAAAAAACACGACAACCCAAACCAACAAACUGUGGUGGGGGUGGGGGCGUUCGGUUGUUUGGUUUGGGGUUUUUUUAAAGAAAAAUGUCUGAUCUAAGACACCUUGACCAGGCAUGUGGUUCUUACUGUCUUCAAACAACAUUCCUAAAUCACAGUUUGUGUUUUCCUCCGUUUGUGUCCUGUCAUGUUUUUUUCCAAAACUUGUCAUCAUUUCCCCCCAGCCCCCCAAUUUUUCUAUAAUAUUUACUUGCAGCCCUCACAUUACCAUGGCAAUAUUUUUGUCCAGUAGUUUUCAGCAUUUCCUGUCAGGCCCAUCUUUCACUAAAUAACCAUGUCCAAAUCUUUCAGUUUUUUUGCGUUUUCCUGAACACAUUGAUUAAAUAUUGAUGUGAUGUACAGUUAUAAGAAACCUUUUUUAACCUCAGGGAGACUUACACUUAAAAUGAAUUUAGAAGUAUUAACCAAACUCAAGUCUGCUCUUAUACAGUGUAACAUUUGCUGAAUGGUACAGCAUCUUUAUGCUGUGUACAUAAAUAAAAGUAUUUUAUUGAA
Molecule: messenger RNA, 5188 nt
Organism: Corapipo altera (White-ruffed manakin)
Lineage: Eukaryota; Metazoa; Chordata; Aves; Passeriformes; Pipridae
Gene: CLN8
Product: CLN8, transmembrane ER and ERGIC protein
Exons: 3
Coding region: 180-1082 (300 amino acids)
Biological process (GO): lipid homeostasis
Cellular component (GO): endoplasmic reticulum; membrane
Source: RefSeq, a predicted model, not a curated record